Messenger RNA from Xyrichtys novacula (pearly razorfish), 2809 nucleotides. NCBI's taxonomy places the organism in Eukaryota, Metazoa, Chordata, Actinopteri, Labriformes, Labridae. The record is from the annotation of a GenBank genome assembly.
AUGGAGGUCUUUGUGUUGCUGCUGUCCUCUCUGCUGACUCUGAGUUCAGCAAGUCUAAAGGAGAAGAUCCCCCAGUCUGAAGAAGGUAAACAGAUUCCUUUCCCCUCUGAAGCCUGGAGCUGCUACUGAUGCUCUGACACCAUUUCUAUCAGUUGUGUUCAGAUUGUCUGUAAAAUAUCCCUGAAUGAAAGCAAAAAUGAGGUAUACAGAGUGUUUUAUUAGGCUGACCUGUACAGACUGUUCACUCUACCUGCUAACUACGGUCAGAGUACCACCUUGUGGACAGUAGUCCAAUAACCACCAUGAAAAAUGUCCAACACUCUCCAAAUGUGCAUGUUUGGUAAAAGCUCUGGCCUAAAUGGAUCACAAUGCCAUUUUAUCGGUGCAAGAUCACCUGUGGAUCACCACUGAGGCCCCUACCACACACUCCACCUUCACAUGUGGUGCAUGCGUGGGAAUAAUUUUUUAAGUCCUUUGAUCAAUUUUACAUAUGUUUAUAACUCUUUGAAAACAAGCUGUCUCUUGAAUCAACUUACCAAUUAUGAGAAAUGAGUUGAGCCAAAGGAGAGGGUAGAAAUUUCUCUACUCAUCAUGUAAAAUUAAAACUGAACAUUCUAACCUCAUAUACUGCUCUGUCAAAGCAAGACUAAUCCAGGGCAUCUUGAAGGUUUUAUCUAAAGACACGGUUAAAAACUUAAGCUCCCAGUUUUCUUAAGAAAGUCAAUUUCCAAACUGUAACAUAAUUCAAGCUCAUACAACUAAUCUUGUUUUUAUAACCUGCACAAAAGGAAAAAAAGAUAUGAUCAUGUUGACCUACUUUGGAAACAGGUGGUCAUAAUGACUGCCCACAUUUAUCUGUGAUUAAACAGCCAAUCAGGUGUAGCCAGCUCUCCCAAAGCUGAGCUGUUCAACCUGCCCCAUCCCAGAUGUUAUGACAAAUCUGUGUUAUCUAACGGUAAAGCACCAACACACAAGGGAAGUUUUUUAACUUGUCUUAAAUUUUUCAGAUUCAAGAACCAUGACUCCUUAAACAUUAAAAAUUCGGGAGAUUCAAAGCAUAUGUCACCCCCUAGGAGUAGGUAGCAUGAUUGCCAAGAGCCGUAAGCACAAGGAUUUCCUCAGUGAUGAUGCCCCUUAGCAUCAGGCUCACAGCAAGUAUAAAUCUUCAUGCAGUGCAUCCCCCGGUCCACAUGAACAUAACUCUCUGCUACUCGUUGUGAGGCCAAAAUAAUAACAAUUACAUUAAUAAAAUGACCUGCCACAUUUGUAUGUUAGUUAAAAUGUUUUUUUGCUAUAAAGAGCAAAAUGUGAUGUUUUAAAAUGACAUUUAGAGUAAAUACCAGCAGUCUAUUGAAUUGAAUCUUUUGAGAUCAAUCCUAAUUUUGAGGUGUUACACUUGUUACACAGGUCGGAUUACAUAGCUCUUAUUUCAAUUAAAUCAAGACUUUGGUUUUAAUGGCUGAACUCAGUGAUUAUGAAUGUUCGAACCUACAUUAUCUUUUUACUUUGAAGGGCAAAUGGUAAGCUUCCUGUUGAAAAUAGGUCAGGCUUGGUCCCUAAUAAAAAAUUACAACUUGUGGGUAUCACUUUUUUUAAUCAAUCUCAUGAUGAGAUGCAUCUAAAGAUGCACUUUUAAAAUCUAAAACUAAUUAUUCGAGGUCAUCAGACUUAAACUUAUUAAACCAUCUUCUUGAACUAAAACAUAAACUUAUAUGCAGGCAGUGCUGACCAUAAGGCUGAAAUGUCAGAGCCAUGAAAGUUUGAUUUUGAGGCUCAUAAACUUGGUUUGGGGCACAUCCCAUAAAAAGUCUUUGAAAUAUCUCAAAAGUUUUGCACAGGUUUGGAACUGCAACAAAAAUUUUUUUUUUUCUCCGCACCUCGUGGUAAAAAUCUUUAAAAAUGAGCAAUUGCAUGACCAACUUUGUCCACGUUUAAUCAGAAAUAAGAGGUGGCUCAGUGUCCCCUCCUGGAAUCUCAGUUUUAUAUCAUUUCAAAAUCAUUAACAAGUGAGGGAGAAGUGAAAAAAGAAGUCAAAAAGAAAGAAAGACAAAAGCACUCAAAAUACUGACCCGAUCAAUGAAGACAUUUCAUUAUACAUACAUGAUGAUGCAUUUUAAUAUCUUUAUCUGCUUUCAUGAGCAUCUUUCUGUAGGAAACAGGACAUGAGAACAGGAGGAGCACUGGCAGCAAAUAAAAAGUGUAACUUUACAGUAAGCAGACAACACACAGCUGAUGAUGAAACAUGACAUUUGUGAUGAUGGCCUCUGUUUUUAUCCUGUCUCCCUGCGCAGUCACUUUGGAGGACAGGAGUCCUGAAACCACCCCUAACAGGUCGGUCUUGCCUCCUCUAACACCUGCUGACCUUCAGAGGAACAGAACCAGUAAAUCCACCUUGACCCGCCAUCAAAGCCUUGCUCCAGUAUGGGUGACCAUGUCCGGGUCUGUUCCCUCCAGCGCUGUGUUCAUUUACAACCCCACCAGGGGUACUGACUAUGUGUGCAGAUACCGCUGCUUGGCAGGUUUCUAUAACCCCAAACUGGGGCAUCAGUGUCACUACCCCUACAGUGGCAGAGAGCGUCUCGGCUCCCCGUUUCAGAUCCUGGUGAGAAGAGGUGCUGUGAAUUGGAAGAAUGGCUCGUUUGGUUUGGUGCCCAAGAAUUCAGUUAGGACAUGCAACGAGAUGGGUCUUUUUGUUGGAAGGGUCAGCUAUGGUCUGGGGAUGGUGCGGGCUGCGAAUAAGGCCUGCUUCGUUCCUCGAAAUGGUCAUGAGUUUGUGUAUAGACACUAUCAGGUUCUGACUUUUAACUAA